Molecule: messenger RNA, 1873 nt
Organism: Monopterus albus (swamp eel)
Lineage: Eukaryota; Metazoa; Chordata; Actinopteri; Synbranchiformes; Synbranchidae
Product: CUB and zona pellucida-like domain-containing protein 1
Exons: 7
Coding region: 90-923 (277 amino acids)
Source: RefSeq, a predicted model, not a curated record
ACCAUUCUGUGGUCGGCCGAGGGUUCGCUGCUGAGUUCACUAGCUCCCUGGCACCAAGCGCAGGUCGAGUGAACUGUUCUUCAGACAACAUGAACAUCACGAUUGAAAAGACUUACCUGAACUCUCUUGGCUAUGACGGCCACAAUUUGUACCUGGACGACCCACAAUGCAGACCACAGAUUUCCAGAUACCAGGUGGUCUUCAGUUUUCCCAUUAAUAACUGCGGCAACGUUAGAAAGUUUGAGAACAGCAGAGUCGUGUACACGAACACUCUCCGUGCCUACACCUCCAGGGCUGGAGAGAUUACACGCCAGUCUCACUUUAAGAUAAAUGUGGGCUGUCGACUGGAGCAGGACUCAGUGGCCCAGAUUAUGUACCUUGUCAAAAAUCGUGGUAACAGCAGCCUUUCAGGAACAGGCAGGUUCAAUACCAGCAUGGCUUUUUACACAUCCAGUGGCUUCUACUCUCAGGUGACUCAAGUGCCAUAUGUGGUCACACUCAACCAGAACUUGUAUGUGCAAGUGGACUUCGGAAGAAGUGACAGCAGCCUGGUCCUCUUUCUUGACACCUGUGUGGCUUCACCAUCGCCCCACGAUUUCCAGACCAGACCCUACUACCUGGUCCGUAAUGGAUGUACUAUGGACAGCACCUACCAUGCCUAUGUCACUGGCACCCGUUCCUAUGCCCGCUUCACAUUUAGGACCUUUCAGUUCUUGCGAGCCACAGACUCUGUGUACAUCCAGUGCAAGGUCCUGAUAUGUCCACAGUCUGACUACAACUCCCGCUGCCGCCGUGGCUGCACCAAACGCAAGGCCAGAGAUCUGGGGUCAAAACAUGACAGCCAAACUUUGGUCCUGGGUCCAAUCCAACUCAAAGACCCUGAGAAAAAGGAAGAAGGGACUCAUAAGCAGGACAAGGCUUAAUUUAAAGCUGCUUCAGUCAUCUUUACAAAUCAUUAGCCAUUCUGUUCAUUGUAACAGUGAAUUAUACUCACCAUUUCUCUCUUUAUUGCUUUACCUGAUUAAAAGCAUCAUCAAAAGACAAUCUUUGAGUAUUUCACUGUCAUAUUCAAGUAGAAUAUAAACAACCACAAUAUCACUUUUCCCGAUUUCUGUUCUGAAAUUUAAAGAUGGAAAACAAGCAAACAAAGUGCACCUCAGUUAGAAAACACUUUACUUAUAAAUUAGAGUAAUCCAUCUCACAAUAAAAUGAUUUGCCAUCCCAGAGGGAGGAGAUUCAGCCAGAAGGCUUGAACAUUCACCACUGAACCUACAACACACAGAGAACAUAAGGCAGUCAUUACAAGAUGCCCCUAUUACUGGUAAGCAUGGUGACAAGGAGGUGGUCCUAAAAACUGCAACUGUUCUCCACACACACACGUUGCUAAGCAAAAGACAACAGUACAGAAGACAAAGAACAAUCUUGCUAACCUAGCAGUCUUACUGCAACAUGAUUUUGACUUUUUUGACACUGAACAUCUAUCCGACCACUCAGAAUACAAUACUCAGUAAAUAUUCAGAAAAGCACUGAGAUCCAUAUGUUAAAUGAGGAAUCCCAGUGUUAAUCACAUAAGUUAAAACGCUGCACCUCGAGUGCUACAUGGCAAUUCUGAAAAAGUGCUCACAUGAGACAAGACCUGUUGACUCUUGUCCUAAACACGGAGAUACUGGAUGUCAAAGUGACUUCAUACUAUAUCAAAAGACCAGAGUGUGAAAUAUAUUUAAAAGGAUAUACAAAACCUUAGCAAAAUGAAUAAUGUUACCAUGAUGCUGGUCAAGGAAGGGCACUGUGUGGACAAACUUCAAAACAACAUGACUCCCAACAAAAAGUUUAACAACUUAGCUGGCUGAUCAAAAACCACUGAUACAAAGUC